Messenger RNA from Musa acuminata AAA Group (dessert banana), 3327 nucleotides. RefSeq names its product peptide chain release factor 1, mitochondrial-like. The coding region runs from base 1858 to 3135 and encodes 425 amino acids. The record is from RefSeq and is a predicted model, not a curated record. NCBI's taxonomy places the organism in Eukaryota, Viridiplantae, Streptophyta, Magnoliopsida, Zingiberales, Musaceae. Gene Ontology annotation, molecular function: translation release factor activity, codon specific. Gene Ontology annotation, biological process: translational termination. The transcript is spliced from 11 exons.
GAGUCGUUGAAAGGAAGAAAGUUUGUCUUAAAUUGGCUCGAAAAGCUCUUCAAUAUCCGAAGCAUUGAAGCUCUAAAAUUUGGCCAACUUUUGGUAACUGAACUUUGUUUCUUGUAAAUAUUCUUGCUUACUACUUAAUGUAACCUACCUACCUAGUCGACACAAGCUUCCAUGUCGCAUUAUUUAAAUUUUGGAUUGAAAUCUAAUUCUUGAUAAGAAACUGAUUUCUUCUUGAUAAAGCAAGUAAGUAAUCUUGGUUAAAAUAAAAUUAUGCAUUUUAACUUUAUUCUGCUCUAAGAGUAGACACCAUCCAGGAAAUCAAUUGGUGACAUCCGGCUUGGCUCUGGUCCGACUCUGAUAACUAUACUGCCAUGUCAUGCAUGUUUCCUUGUACUCUUAACUUGAUGCCUCUAUAUGUACUCCCCAAAGGAAAGCACUCCCGGCGGCAGAACCGCGGCGAAGGAUCGGGCGGUGCAUGGCGGAGGCCGAGGAACGACAGACUCCCUGUUGCUGCCUUUUAGCCCUUUAAAGGAGCUCAGGCCGUGAAUGUGGGUCACACUGGGCGUGGAGGAGUUCAGGCUGGAACAUGACACUGCAGCUGCCGCUGAGAUUCCUGUUGCCAUUGGGAUAUAUGAGACCCCACAAUUCACAUUUCCAUCGUCUUCCCGAUCCGAGCAAGAUGACGAAUGGAACUUGACAAGAGUUGCAAACUUGGCACAAGUAUACUUACUCUCUCGUUGUCGUUUACUCCAUAUACCAUUUGAUUACGAAAUCGACGACGAACUCAGCCGGGUUUUGGUCGAAAGUGGUCCGGUUCACGAGGAAGGUGACUCCGGCUCGCUUCGGUUCGGAUGUGAGCUACACUUUAAUAACCCAACCCGGAGUUCGGCUUUGUCUCGAUCUCAUACGUUGUCGACUCCCCGUCUCCGCUUCGCCCAAACGCCGUUGAGGCGUCGACAGGUUUCCGUCUCUUCCGCGAACGAAGCAAGCGACCGUCAAGAGAGGGUAAUUGUUCGUCCUCCUCCUCUUCCAUCUUCUUCCGCUCCUUUUGCUUCGCGUCCCGUUUGGGUUGCUGCCGAAAGAGGGAGGAUGUAGUUGAUGCCUACUAUGUGUUCGACUUCUGUUCUGUUUGGAAGUACCGUGAGCAAAAGGAGAAACGUUUUGCUGAUCCACGUUUCAUUUUGAGAAUCUUAAUGAUGGUCCGUUUUCUUUUUAUUAUAUUACGGGGCCGUACUUUGGGCCAGUCUCUAAUUCUUGCGAUGAAAUAUAUGAAUGGAUCAACUCAGUAGCUAUCCUUUGAAGAUAGGCAUUAUUUGAAGUAUGUAUAAUAUUCUUCUGUUCUCAUCUUAGUGGUUUGGUUUGAUGAGCAUUAUCCAUCUUCUAGAGUUUAUAAAGUACCAGAUGUUAACAAAAGAUCUGGAAGCAUCGUAAAAAUAGCUACUCAUCCUUUUGAAUAACUUCAUCUUUUCAAUUUCCACAUCGCUUUAAUCUUUGUGUUUGAAGGAUUUGAACGUGAUCCUAAUACUGCAAUUUGACAUGCAUAAGAUGUAUCAAUGUAUUGUUGCUUUGGGCUUUAACUAACACAUUAUUUAAAGCGAACCAUCCAACAUGCAUUCAUCCUGUUUUAUCUGUGACAGAAUGCACGGAAGUAUGUUGUUUGGAACAUGACAAAUGGUUUUUCUUUCGCUGUUUCAGAAUUGUUGCUUAUCAUUUUGUGGUCGGACUAAUUGACCAUGUUAAUUGGACUAAUAGCCCAUAAAACUAACCCUUGGUAGGGUCAUAACUUAGAUUUAGUCCUUGUAGCUUCGUUUUUUUUGCUGUUCAGAUAAGGUGAAGGCUCACUGAAGGGAAACAGAGAUGAGAAACUUGGGUUUCCAAUGGGGAAGGAACCUUGUUCGAAGGUACUACCAGAGAUAUGAUUUUCUCAUCUCCUCUUCUUCAAUCCCGGUUCUCCGCUUGCAUCCUUUGCAACCUUCUAUAUCCAGAGGGUUAUUUCUAUCAGCUCAACAAGCAUACUCCACUGAAUCACAUUCUGAGCUUCCAGUUGACCUCCUGAGGAUUAUGGAACAGAGAAUGAUAGCAAUUGAACAGAGAAGUUCCUACCUUCAAGAGCAAAUUAACCAGGCAACGGUCUCGGCAGUUGAUUAUUCAAGAGCUAAUAAAGAGCUUCGAAAACUUGGAAGCUCGAUGGAAUUAAUAAAGGAGCUAAGGACCAAAGAGAAGGAGAUUGAUGGUCUUAAAUCAGUGAUGUCUGACUGUGUUGAAGACAAAGACAUGUGGAACAUGGCUGAUGAGGAAUUAGCUCAAGCUUUAGUGGAGGAGAGAAGAUUGCAACAUUUACUUCUUAAAUCAUUGCUUCCAAAGGAUGAUGCUGAUGAGAGAGAUUGCAUAUUGGAGGUGAGAGCAGGGACUGGUGGUGAAGAAGCCUCAUUGUUUGCAAUGGACAUAUUCAAAAUGUAUGAAAAAUACUCGCAAAAGAGGGGCUGGAAAUUUGAUGUUAUAGACAUUAUGGAGUCUGAUUUAAAAGGAUAUAAGGAAGCUAGUGGAACAAUAUCUGGACCUGGUGCAUAUGGUAGACUGAAAUUUGAGAGUGGGGUUCACAGAGUUCAGAGAGUUCCAGUGACAGAGAAAUCUGGUCGUGUGCAUACGAGUGCAGUAUCCAUUGCUAUACUUCCUCAGGCUGAUGAGGUCGAUGUCCAGCUUCGAAAUGAAGACUUGAAGAUUGAUACUUAUAGAUCUGGUGGUUCUGGAGGUCAAUCUGUAAACACCACAAACAGUGCCGUCAGGAUUAUGCAUAUUCCAACAGGAAUUACUGUUGCAAUACAAGAUGAAAGAUCACAACACAUGAACAAAGCGAAAGCGCUCAAAGUAUUGCGCGCAAGGCUGUAUGAAAUGGAGAGGUCUAGACUUCAAAGGAGCAGAUCAAAACUUCGGGCAGAGCAGAUUGGAAGUGGUGACAGGUCUGAGCGGAUCCGGACAUAUAAUUUUCCUCAGGGUCGAGUCACCGAUCACCGUGUUGGGAUCACCCAUCACUCGAUAGAGGAUGUCAUGGAGGGAGAGAGCCUAGACAUGUUCGUCGAUGCUCUUCUUUUGCAAGAGGAGAUGGAUGCCAUUGCCUCGUUUGGCACUCAGUGAUUCAGAUAUGGUUUUUUUAGCUGCUUCCAGAAAUCCAAAGAAUGCUUGUAGGUUUCGGCUGCAGUCGAUUCUGUAAAUUUAGGUGGCUGAAGUAAGAAAAAGUACUGUGUUGCAAUCAACAUUAGACCUUAUCUUUUAUUUGUGAAUCUACAAGCAAACUUUUAUAUUUAUUUAUGAAUUUUAAUUUCUUGA